This is a messenger RNA of Vitis riparia (riverbank grape), 3933 nucleotides long. RefSeq names its product protein TIC110, chloroplastic. Gene Ontology annotation, cellular component: TOC-TIC supercomplex I. The coding region runs from base 113 to 3790 and encodes 1225 amino acids. Gene Ontology annotation, biological process: hydrogen peroxide catabolic process; protein import into chloroplast stroma; response to oxidative stress. The record is from RefSeq and is a predicted model, not a curated record. The transcript has 18 exons. Gene Ontology annotation, molecular function: peroxidase activity; heme binding. NCBI's taxonomy places the organism in Eukaryota, Viridiplantae, Streptophyta, Magnoliopsida, Vitales, Vitaceae.
CCUUAUUUUAUCUUCUCUUUGUGCUCUCUAUCCAAUCUUCCCCUUCCUCAUUUCAGGGUCUGCUUAAACCCUACUCUCUCCACUGCUCCAAACCCUAGAUUCUGAAGGAGGUAUGAACCCUUCUCUUCUCACAGCUCCUCCUCCUUCUCAACACUCCUCUUCCUUUCUCAAUCCCACACCUUUCCGCUUCUCAACAACCUCCCUCACAAGACAACGUCGUUAUCGAAUCUCACUCAUUCGGAGCUCAUCCACCCCUCCCGACCCUCUCACCUCGUCACCCCCCUCCGUCACAUCCGAUGUCUUCGGCGGCCGGAGGGAGCUCUCGGGGAUUCAGCCUCUGGUCGACAGCUUGUCGCCGCCUCUCAGGCUAGUUAGCUCCGCUCUCAUUGUAGCUGGCGCAAUCGCCGCCGGGUACGGCCUGGGGUUUCGGUUCGGGAAAUCUCGGAACACCGCAUUGGGCGGUGCUGUGGCUUUUGGAGCGGCCGGUGGUGCGGCUGCGUAUGCGUUGAACGCUUGCGUUCCGGAGGUUGCCGCGGUGAAUUUGCAUAAUUACGUCGCCGGAUGUGAUGACCCUGGGGCUGUGAAGAAGGAAGAUAUUGAAGAAAUUGCGAAUAAGUAUGGUGUUAGUAAACAGGAUGAAGCAUUUAAUGCAGAGCUUUGUGACUUGUAUUGCCGGUUUGUAACUUCUGUCCUUCCUCCUGGGAGUGAAGAUCUCAAAGGUGAUGAAGUUGACACAAUUAUCAAAUUUAAAAGUUCUCUUGGAAUUGAUGAUCCAGACGCAGCAGCCAUGCAUAUGGAGAUUGGUAGGCGAAUUUUCAGGCAAAGGCUUGAAACUGGGGAUCGUGAUGGUGACAUAGAGCAGCGUCGGGCAUUUCAGAAGCUGGUUUAUGUCUCAACUCUUGUGUUUGGUGAAGCAUCAAAAUUCCUUUUACCUUGGAAACGUGUUUUCAGGGUUACUGAUUCUCAGGUUGAGGUUGCUGUCCGGGAUAAUGCACAGCGGUUGUAUGCCUUCAAGCUAAAAUCAGUUGGCAGAGAUGUUGAUGUGAAUCAGCUUGUUAGCCUUAGAGAGGCGCAACUUUCUUGUCUGCUUUCCGAUGAGCUUGCUGAGGAUAUGUUUAAGGAGCAUACAAGAAAACUGGUUGAGGAAAACAUUUCAACAGCGCUAAGUAUAUUAAAGUCUAGGACGAGAGCAGUCAGGGGAGCUACACAAGUUGUGGAAGAGCUUAAUAAAGCACUGGCAUUUAAUAAUUUGCUAAUCUCAUUGAAGAAUCAUCCAGAUGCGGGCCGCUUUGCUUGUGGGGUCGGGCCAAUUUCUUUGAUGGGUGGUGAGUAUGAUGGUGACAGAAAGAUGGAUGAUUUGAAGCUCCUAUAUAGAGCAUAUGUUGCUGAUUCUUUAUCAAGUGGUCGUAUGGAGGAAAAUAAGCUUGCUGCAUUGAAUCAAUUGAAGAAUAUAUUUGGUUUAGGUAAACGAGAAACAGAAGGCAUUAUGCUUGAUGUUACCUCAAAGGCAUAUCGUAAGCGACUUGCACAGUCUGUGUCUGGUGGUGAUUUAGAAGCUGCAGAUAGCAAAGCUGCCUUCCUCCAAAAUCUUUGUGAUGAGUUGCACUUUGAUCCAAAGAAGGCCAGUGAGAUCCAUGAAGAAAUUUAUCGGCAAAAGCUCCAGCAAUGUGUAGCUGAUGGAGAGCUGAAUGAGGAGGAUGUUGCCAUUUUGUUGCGGUUACGAGUCAUGCUCUGUGUUCCUCAGCAAACUGUUGAAGCAGCUCAUGCUGAUAUUUGUGGCAGCUUGUUUGAAAAGGUUGUGAAGGAUGCAAUUGCUUCUGGUAUUGAUGGAUAUGAUGAUGAUGUUAAGAAAUCUGUGAGAAAAGCUGCUCAUGGCUUACGCUUAACAAGGGAGGCUGCCAUGUCUAUUGCUAGUACAGCAGUCCGGAAAAUUUUCAUUAACUAUGUAAAACGAUCACGAGCUGCUGGGAACCGUAUUGAAGCCGCCAAAGAACUUAAGAAGAUGAUAGCAUUCAACUCCUUGGUUGUGACUGAAUUAGUAGCAGAUAUAAAAGGAGAAUCAUCUGAUGCUGCAUCUGAAGAGCCUAUUAAGGAGGAAGAGGUACAAAUCGAAGAGGAUGAUGACUGGGAUUCCCUUGAGACACUCAGAAAAAUAAAACCCAGAGAGAAACUUACUGCAAAGUUGGGGAGACGAGGAGGGCAAACAGAGAUAACUCUUAAAGAUGACCUCCCAGAAAGAGAAAGGACUGACCUUUAUAAGACAUACUUACUGUUCUGUCUGACUGGGGAAGUGACCAAGAUUCCGUUUGGGGCACAAAUCACCACAAAGAAAGAUGAUUCAGAGUAUCUUCUGCUGAACCAGCUUGGUGGAAUCCUAGGUUUGACUGAUAAGGAGAUUGUGGAAGUUCAUCGGAGCUUAGCAGAGCAGGCUUUCAGACAACAAGCUGAGGUGAUUUUAGCUGAUGGGCAAUUGACCAAAGCUAGGAUCGAGCAGCUCAAUGAGGUGCAGAAGCAAGUUGGACUGCCACCACAGUAUGCACAAAAGGUUAUAAAGAAUAUCACAACUACAAAAAUGGCAGCUGCCAUUGAAACUGCUGUCAGUCAGGGAAGGCUCAACAUAAAGCAGAUACGAGAACUCAAGGAAGCAAGUGUUGAUUUAGAUAGCAUGUUAUCUGAGAGCUUACGAGAGAACGUCUUCAAAAAAACUGUUGAUGAAAUGUUCUCAUCAGGCACCGGAGAAUUUGAUGGGGAGGAAGUCUAUGAGAAGAUCCCUUUAGAUCUCAACAUUAAUGCUGAAAAGGCAAAAGGGGUUGUUCAUGAGCUUGCACGAACUAGGUUAUCAAACUCCCUGAUUCAGGCUGUGUCCUUGCUCAGGCAGAGAAACAGUUCAGGGGUGGUCUCUUCGGGACUGUCCUCUACUUUCUAUUCAGCCACAUGCCCUAAAGCCCUCUCCACCAUUAGAACUGCAGUCAAUACUGCAGUGGCCAACGAAAACCGCAUGGGGGCUUCUUUGCUUCGUCUCCAUUUCCACGAUUGCUUUAUUAAUGGAUGCGAUGGAUCAAUUUUAUUAGACGACACAGCAAAUUUUACAGGAGAGAAGACAGCAGGGCCAAACGCAGACUCGGUGAGGGGGUUUGAGGUGAUAGACGAUAUCAAAUCUCGAGUGGAGAGUGUUUGCCCUGGAGUUGUUUCUUGUGCUGACAUCCUUGCUGUUGCUGCUCGAGAUUCUGUUGUUGCUUUGGGAGGACCUACAUGGACAGUUCAGCUAGGAAGAAGAGACUCCACCACAGCCAGUAUCAGUGACGCCGAGACCGACAUCCCAUCUCCGGCACUGGAUCUUGAUGACCUCAUAUCUGCAUUUUCCGAUAAAGGAUUCAGUGCCGAAGAGAUGGUGGCUCUCUCUGGAUCUCACACUAUAGGCCAAUCCAGGUGCCUGGUGUUCAGGGACAGGAUAUACAAUGACGACAACAUCGAUUCUUCUUUUGCAGAAUCAUUGAAAUCCAACUGUCCAGACACAGAUGGUGAUGACAACCUAUCUGCUCUUGAUGAUACAAGCCCAGUUAUUUUCGAUAAUGGUUAUUUCAAGAAUCUGGUGGACAACAAGGGCCUACUCCAUUCAGACCAAGCGCUCUUCAAUGAUGGUUCGACGGAUUCUCAGGUCUCAUCUUAUGCCUCCAGCGCUACUAGCUUCUAUAAGGAUUUCGCAGCUGCCAUGGUGAAAAUGGGUAAUAUUAGCCCGCUUACAGGAACUAAAGGCCAGAUUCGUGUGAAUUGCAGGAAGAUAAACUGAGCCAUGGCCCUCUGUGAUAUCUAUUUCAGCAACCCUGCAAGUUUAGUUUACGUUUUCUGUAUGCUCUCAUUGAUAAUAAUUGGCUAAACAUGCCAUGUUUGUGUGUAAAACAAGUACUAAUAUAUGGACAAGUGGUUUUCUCA